UGUGGGGGUGUGGAGGACGAGGAACACAUAGAUUACACAACCAGUGUGUUCUCAGAGACGAGCAGGGGAAGGUGUUUCCUGACAAAACCAACAGGCAUCGGACAAAAUGCCAGACUUGGAGAGUAUCAUUGAGAGCAUCGUCCAGGGAGACCAGGAUGCUGUCCAGCUGCAGUUGGAUUGCUACAACAUUCAGUAUGCCGAGUGCUUUUUUUUCAACACUGAGGAGGAGGAACGGAAAAAGCAAAAAGAACUGGAAGAGUUCAGAAAGAACAAAGUGAGGGAAUAUCGUCCUGACUCGAACUCUGAUCUGGACUCAGAUGACAACGAACCCGAUCUUUUUCUCCGACAGCGUUUGACAGAAGCCCUUCUGUCCUUCAUCAAUAAUCAGCUCCAGCCACCGGUGUUGAGAACUUGCCUUCAUACCCUACGUAUUUUGUCUCGUGAUCGGCGGGCUCUUGGGCCCCUGGUCACUGACAACGCCCUUCUCACCUUUGCAAACCUGGGAGGUAUCAGUAUCUCCCAGACAUACCCACAACAAGAGGAGGAAAGAAAUGAAGAUGAUUUGGAAACAUCCAAUGGACCAGUCUGCGGAAUAAUUGGUGAAGAAGAUGUUCUCACAUCGGUAACUGUUAGCUCUAGAAGUUCUGCAGAGGACCCUGGUGCUGCCAGUGGCAACAUCUGCCUUCAACAGUCCUACAACUGGAGAGAAGAUGGAGGUCAUGUGGUGCUGCACCGUGGAAAAAAAGAUAUUCGAGAAGAGAAGAGUGAUGAGGAAGAGAAGGAGGAGGAUGGGGAGGUGUGUAGGAAGGAGGCCAUUAAAGUCUUGUGUAAUGUCAUCUACAACAGUUCCAUGGCACAGGAGAGGGCCAGCGCACUCAGGCUCUUGCAUGGCUUGUGGAAGAAUCUGAAGCAGGGGAUCAGAGGCCCUGGUUCAUCCAGUGACCGGUUUUAUAAGCUAAGACUUCUCUUCUUACUCACUGCUCUGAGGCCAGAACUCAGGGUGCAGCUGCAAAAGGAACAUGGGGUGUCAGUGCUAACCAAAGUCCUGGAGCAGUGUCUGGGAGUGAGGUCGGCUGAUAACUGUUACAGAAACCUUCCCAUUUCCAAGGACAUGUCCCAGCAGGUCAUUGAGAUUCUCAAGAUUCUAUUCAACGUUGUUCAUAGGUUCCACAGACAGGACCUCGAUGAGGAAGAGGCUGCUCUGUGUCGUCAGCUUGCCGCUGUGUUGCGUUAUUGCUUGAUGCUGACAAGUGAUGAAGACACGUUGGAGGAACUCCAAGGACACACAGUAAAUGUUCUGUCAGCGCUGCCGCUCGCAUGCUUGGAUAUCCUGCUUGCUGUUCCCGUGAACCAGGCAUCCCAUGAGUGUGACGGAGUCAACAUGGACUGCGUCCAUGCUUUAGUCCUGUUCAUGGAGAGACGCCUUAACAGGAGUUCAAUGUUAAAGGAGAAGCUAACACCAGUACUGAAUCUGCUGACAGAAAGCUCUCGAGUUCACAGGGAGACACGUCACUACCUACGACAAAAGAUCCUUCCUCCACUGAGGGACGUUGAUGUCCGACCAGAACACGACACUGCGCUCAGAGGUCAGCUGGUCCGACUGAUGACCCACGUCGACACUGACGUCAAAUACUGUGCUGCUGAGCUGCUGUUUGUCCUUUGCAAAGAGAAUGUCAGCCGCUUUGUCAAAUAUACGGGAUAUGGCAACGCCGCUGGGCUCCUGGCGGCUCGGGGAUUACUGAACGGCAGAUGGAAUUCUACAGAGUAUUCGACCCAGUACUCCAGCGACUCUGACUCUGAUACAGAGGAAUACAAGGAGGCCAGAAACAGGAUUAACCUGGUGACUGGUCGAGUGGAAGAAGAGCAGCCUGAUCCGAUGGAGGGUCUGACAGAUGAGGAGAAGGAGGCAGAGGCGCUGCGCCUCAUCGGCAUGAUCAACAGAUUAUCACAGGACCAGAUUAUUCAGCCAAUGGGUGUGACGAUACAAGGCAGGAUGGCUCCACUCUUUAACCCAAACAUGGGCUACAUGUUUGAGGAUGAGGAGGAAAGUGAGGAGGAGGAGAAUAUGGAUGUGAUAAUAGAUGGGAGAAAACACAAACAGAUGGAAUAGACAGAACAAUGGAAACAGGAAGCAGUAGCAGAAGCAACUUUUCAUACUGUAUUUUAUUUUUCUUGCAUGUAGGACACUUAAAAAAGAUACUAUGUGGUUUGGUUUCAUUAACACUUUAAUGUUAAUGAUAAUUACUAGAUAUGCAAAUUUUUCGAGUCAGUAUGAGUAAGGGAAUGCACUUUGAGCUUCAAAACAGCUCUAAAUGUAAUGAUUGUACGCUUAUGUUAAUGACUUCAUAUUUAUCAGGAUUCUUCUGUAUCAUAUUAAUGUUUUACCAGGAAAGUGUGUAGAUAUUGUAAUUAUUUUAGAUUUUAAUUUAUCUAAACACAAAAUAAAUAAAAUAUAAAAUGAAGGCUGUGACACAGCGAGAUGCAAUGAGAA
Molecule: messenger RNA, 2491 nt
Organism: Sphaeramia orbicularis (orbiculate cardinalfish)
Lineage: Eukaryota; Metazoa; Chordata; Actinopteri; Kurtiformes; Apogonidae
Product: synembryn-A
Exons: 14
Coding region: 107-2110 (667 amino acids)
Biological process (GO): G protein-coupled receptor signaling pathway
Cellular component (GO): plasma membrane; cytoplasm
Molecular function (GO): G-protein alpha-subunit binding; guanyl-nucleotide exchange factor activity
Source: RefSeq, a predicted model, not a curated record